AUGGAGAGGCUGGAGCUGGAGCUGGAGCUGGAGUCCAACCCUCGCAAUGGUUAUAUCCUCGGCCCGUUGAUCUUUGGCCCUCUAUCCGAGAAAUUCGGCCGGAAGCAACCCCUGGUUGCCGGUGUGACUAUAGCUUCGCUAUUUGGUCUGAUGCCGGCCUUGGGUCAAACCCUGGCUACGGUUCUAUUAGGCCGGUUCUUCGCUGGUUUGUUUGGUAUUGCUCCGAUCGCGAUCCUUGGAGGGAUCAUCACAGAUUGCUGGAAUGCAGUUCACCGUGGAGUUGCUCUGGCUCUGUGCAUCUGCCUGGUCUUCUCUGGCCCGACACUCGGGCCUAUUGUUGGGGGAUACAUUGUACAGAGCUCCAUCAGCUGGCGAUGGACGAUGUGGGUGAUGAUCAUCUGUGGCCUAGCUGUCUCUUUGCUUGCUUUGUUCACCUACCCAGAGACGUAUCCGCCGAGCGUUAUCCAGAGAAAAGCAAAACUGAUGCGCAAGAAAACCGGAAAUGAAAACAUUCGCUCAAAACUUGAUCUCGAAGAAACCUCCCUCCGCCAUGUAACACAGACCUACUUGAUACGUCCGUGGAUCCUACCCAAUUGCCUUGGGGAGGUGCGCGGCUGGAGCGCGGGGAUUGCUACCCUUCCCCUGCUUGGGAUCAUCGUCGGCAUACUGAUGGGCACGGUGGUGGUUAUUAUCUACACCCAAACCUAUUUCAAGCGAAAGGUGGAGGCAAACGAUGGCGUGGUUAAGCCUGAAGACCGCUUGCCCUUGAUGAUACUUGGCGGCUGUCUUGUGCCUGUCGGGCUAUUCUGGUAUGCGUGGACAUCUAGCCCGUCAAUUGCCUGGCCAAGUGAGUGCUUUACUUAUAUCAUUGACUGCUAUACGAGCGCCGCUAACAGUGCGAUGGCUGCGAACGGUGCCGUAAGGAGUGUCUUUGGUGCAGCAUUUCCUCUUUUCGCUGACUACAUGUAUCAUAAACUCGGCGUUGACUGGGCUACCAGUUUGGUCGGUUUCAUUGCUGUGAUCAUAAUUCCUGUUCCAGCAGUCUUCUGGCGAUACGGAGCUCGAAUUCGAGCCCGAUCAAAGAGCAACCAGUCUGAAGAGUGA
Molecule: messenger RNA, 1104 nt
Organism: Talaromyces atroroseus
Lineage: Eukaryota; Fungi; Ascomycota; Eurotiomycetes; Eurotiales; Trichocomaceae
Exons: 4
Coding region: 1-1104 (367 amino acids)
Biological process (GO): transmembrane transport
Molecular function (GO): transmembrane transporter activity
Source: RefSeq, a predicted model, not a curated record